AAUUGCAGGGAAUUUGAUUCCGAUGAUUUUCGAUUAGCAGAGCCAUAACACCCGGUCCCAGGGUCGGAUGGCGGGACACCACAGGACCUGAUUACAUAUCAGCAUUUGCACCCAGGACAGCAGUUCCAUUUGAAAAACCUACUUCCUGCUCCAGUCUUCUUCUUCACCUUCAAACGAUGCUGUCUUCUCUCCGCCGUAUCUUAUCUCAAACAACAAGCUUCAAUGGAGGUAACUCAGCAACCAUAAAUUUGCUUCCUUUUCUUUAUAAUCAAAAGAACCCAUCUUUUUCAAUUGGUAUUAGGUUUAGUUCCUCACCCCCAAAACACGAGGAGCCUUCUUCAUCAUCUUCUUCAUUCGUAAUCAAUUACUUAAUCAGUUCAUGUGGGUUAACAGAGAAUCAAGCAAUUACUGCCUCUAGAAAGCUCAAUUUCACAACAACAACAAAACCAGAUUCAGUCUUAAACCUACUUGAAAACUACGGAUUUACUCAACCUCACAUCUCCAAAACCAUUUCUAAGCUUCCUUCAUUACUCUUAAACAAUCCUCAGAAAACCCUCCAACCCAAAUUAGAUUUUUUCAAAUCCAAAGGGAUUUCUGGACUUGACCUAGCCAAGUUCAUAUCUGGUAGCCCAAGCAUCCUUAAUAGAAGCUUACAAGAUUCAAUAAUCCGUUGCUGUAAUACCCUCGAGAACAUUGUUCAUCGUGACAAGAAUAAGAAUGUAGUCACCAUCAUUAAAUGGAAUUCAUGGCUUCUCAUGUCAAAUUUGGGAAUAAAAGCUAUGAUGGUAAAUAUUGAUAUUCUGAGAGAUGAAGGAGUCCCUCAACCCAACAUUAUUAACUUUCUAAUCUAUCAACCAAGGGCACUUACAAUAAGAACUGGCAGAUUGAAGGAGAUUGUAAAAGAGAUUAAGGGGUUGGGUAUUGAUCCUUAUAAAACAACAUAUCUUAAAGCUAUCCAGUUAUUUGCAGGGUUGAGCAAAUCCACCAUGGAGUCAAGGGUGAACUUUUACAGAAGAUUGGGUUGGUCUGAAGAAGAAAUUCAUAGAGCAUUUAGGUCAUAUCCUCAGUGCAUGAUGCAAUCUGAGAAAAAGAUUACCUCCGUAAUGGAUUACCUUGUGAAUCAAAUGGGUUGCAAUCCAGCUGAAUGGCCAGCUAUUUUUAGUUGUAGCUUGAAGAAGAGGAUUAUACCUAGGUGUUCUGCUUACAAAAUUUUAACCUCCAAAGGUUUGGUUACGGAUCAGAUUCCCUUAUCUUCGCUUAUGAAAAUUGGUGAUGAGCCUUUUUGGAGGAGUUUGUGAUCAAGUUUGAAGUACAAGCUCCGGAACUGUUGAAGCUAUACCCAGGUGCAGUUAAAUCUAGAGCUACCUAGUAAUACUUCUGGAGGAUGUUCAGAGAUACAUACGUUGUAGCUAAGCAAGACACUCAGGGAGAUUUGGGCAGGGAAAAUGCAGGUGGUUAUUGCUUCAGAUGAUGUGAGCUGAAGUAUGGGGGUUGCUCCUGGAACCAGUAAAAGUUACUUGAAUCUCCUUCCCCUACCCUAAAGGGGAAACAUUCUGACCCCAGAAAUGAACAGGAAGUUCCAGAGAACAAACGACGAGUUUCUACUCUGAAAGGCACUGUUAUUGCAAGAAGGAAUGCUGGCCUACAAUCAACAUUUAGAAUAAGAAGGAUGAUAGCUGGUGUUGGGAUAGAAUCUCUUUUCCCUCUAUACUCUCCAAACAUAAAGGAUAUGCAAGUGCUGAACAAGAAUAAAACCAGGAGGGCCAAGCCUUACCAUCUCAGGGAUAGAAAGAAUGCACUCAAGAAACAGUGACUCAGUCAGAGGUUUUUAGUUGUUUUAAGCAGAAGGUUCAAAAAUUGCCUGAUAUUUGUUGCUGUUAUUUGAAGCUUCUGCAACCAUACUGACCUGCAGCUGCAAGCUACUGUUGCCUCCUUAUUUUUUGUGAUAAAUUUCGUGGAUGAGUCUCAAAUCAAAUUUCUUCAACCAUACCUUGUACUCCUCCAAAGUCAUCUGACAGGGUUUGCCAGAUGCACAUAUUUUUGCAGAAGGGUUCUUAAUUGCCAUUUUUCUUCCUAAUUACUUCUCUAAGUUACAGAUAUCUUAAGGAUUAAACAGCAGGCAACAAUAGCUUUCUAUGUGAUUUACUUAUAUUUCUUUCGUUCUUUUUCAA
Messenger RNA from Papaver somniferum (opium poppy), 2171 nucleotides. RefSeq lists its product as uncharacterized. Gene Ontology annotation, molecular function: double-stranded DNA binding. The record is from RefSeq and is a predicted model, not a curated record. NCBI's taxonomy places the organism in Eukaryota, Viridiplantae, Streptophyta, Magnoliopsida, Ranunculales, Papaveraceae. The transcript has 4 exons. Gene Ontology annotation, biological process: regulation of DNA-templated transcription; chloroplast organization. The coding region runs from base 177 to 1298 and encodes 373 amino acids. Gene Ontology annotation, cellular component: chloroplast.